AUGGGGAAGGCAGCGAAGGGCGGGAAGAAGCUCCCAUCGGCGCCCCUGGCGGACAAGAAGAAGAAGGCCAAGAAGAACCCCCUCUUCGAGAAGGCCCCGCGAAGCUACCGCCUGGGAGGGGACAUCCAGCCCAAGCGGGACCUGACGCGCUUUGUGAAAUGGCCCAAGUACAUCAACCUGCAGCGCCAGAAGCGGAUCAUGCUCAUGCGCCUCAAGGUGCCCCCAGCCAUCAACCAGUUCAGCAUGACCAUUGACAAGAACCAGGCGGCGAACGUGCUGAAGCUGUGCAAGAAGUACAUGCCGGAGACUAAGGUGGCGAAGAAGCAGCGGCUCAUGGAGAUGGCGCAGCAGAAGAAGGACGGCCAGGAGGUGAAGACCAAGAAGCCCCAGGUGCUGAAGUAUGGGCUGAACCACGUGACGACUUUGGUGGAGAACAAGAUGGCGAAGCUGGUGAUCAUCGCCCACGACGUGGAGCCCAUCGAGCUGGUGUGCUGGCUUCCUGCGCUUUGCCGCAAGAAGGAUAUUCCGUACUGCAUCAUCAAGGGCAAGAGCCGCCUGGGCCAGCUGAUCCACCAGAAGACCUGCGCGGCCGUGGCCAUCACCGGCGUGAAGCCCGAGGACGAGAAGGAGCUGAACAACCUGGUCGGCAACUUCCGUGCCCAGUUCAACGACAACCUGGAGCACCGCAGGCGCUGGGGCGGCGGCAUCAUGGGGAUCAAGUCCCAGCACGUGACGCAGCGCCGGGAGCGGGCCAUCCAGGCGGAGAAGGCCAAGAAGCUGGGCCUGCAGAUUGAAGCGUCCCUGCGGCGCCUCGGCUCCUCGGAGCGGCAGCUCUCGGAGCUGGAGCGCCAGGUGCUUGCCGUAGAGGCGGACAUUGCUGCGGCCCGUGUGCCCAGGAGCGAGGCCAAGAGCCGGCUGGCGCAGGUGGAGGCCCAGGCGAAGCAGCUGGAGGGGCAGGGCGUGGACGACGUGGGCACGGCGGAGCUGUCAUCCGGCAAGCCCGCGGCGAAGGAAUCGGGAGACGGCCCGCGAAACCGACUCGGACGUAUUGCCUCCGGGCCGCGAAGCAAGUCCAGUCGCACCAAGUGGCGAGCCUCGCACUUUCCGGGCGCAGAGUUCGGCGUGGAUGUGGCGGGCGCUGUCGGAGCGGGUCAGGAGCUCUGGGAGGCAAUCGAAGAUGCCGCGCAGAUGCUGCUGAUGCAGGUGUCCACCAGCCUGCGCAGGGAGACUCCAGCCAUCGAGGUGGAUGCGCCUUAUGCGCCUCUGCGCAUCUCGGUGGGGUCCGCCCUGCAGGCCCUGACGCAGAUGUCUCCCGACACGCAGGUCUCGAUCCACGAGGCCGUGCCGCUGCUGGCGGUGCUGCUCUUUCUGCUAGUGGUGUGGUUGCUGCUCCUGGUGUCCAGGGGAGUGCCGGCGUGCUGGAGCGAAGGAGAGGAGAAGAAAGGAGUUCCGGAGGGCCCACGCAUUCCGAGGCAUGAUCCUGGCCAGGCUGGGUAUCCCAUGCCCGGAAUACCGCUUUGGGAGGAGAGGCCCGUGGACGGCUCUCCUGUCUGCGCCUCGAUGAUGUUCCCCAACGCGGAGGCGAAAUUUCAGCUGUCCCUGAACAGCAUCAGGAAUCAGAAGACCAUCGAGAUCCAAGGCACUACCGGCAGGACGCUGAUGGUGGCGCUGGUGGGGCAGACCAAGGAGAGGAGGCCGGCGGUGCGGGUUUGCUACGUGAACUGCGAGACAGAUCCGCGCUGCAGCGUGGUGGCCAGUGCUCACGACGAAGAGCUGGCUGUUCUCGGCCGGAAGGAUGCCCCAUACGGGGUGGUUCAGCGACUGCACAGCCACUUCCACGAGCGCUGUGCCGUGGUGAAGCACAAGGGGCAGCCCCUCAUGCGCAUCGAGGUGAACGAUGUGGGCUCCCUGGACUUGCUAGUGGUGACGCCCGCCGGCAAGCAGCUGGCACAAGGAGGCUCCACCGACGGCACCUCGUGGUAUCUGCAGGUGGAGCCGAAGGCGGAUGCGCUUCUGAUCCUCACCGCCGCCAUUGGAAUGGUGAGGCUUUGGUCCACCUCCCACCGGCCCAGCGGGACCCCGCCCCAGCGGUCCCCCGCGCGGUCCCCGGACACUUCCCCAGUGCUGGGCCCGGCAACUGCGCCGGCGCCGGCGAACUCGCCGGCGGAGCCGUCCUGA
Molecule: messenger RNA, 2178 nt
Organism: Effrenium voratum
Lineage: Eukaryota; Dinophyceae; Suessiales; Symbiodiniaceae
Source: the annotation of a GenBank genome assembly